This is a messenger RNA of Portunus trituberculatus (swimming crab), 1509 nucleotides long. RefSeq lists its product as uncharacterized. The transcript is spliced from 4 exons. Bases 628 to 1338 code for a protein of 236 amino acids. NCBI's taxonomy places the organism in Eukaryota, Metazoa, Arthropoda, Malacostraca, Decapoda, Portunidae. The record is from RefSeq and is a predicted model, not a curated record.
CAGAAAAAAGAAAGAAAACAGAGAAACAGAAAAUAAAGGAAGAGAAAACGAAAAUAAGGAAGAAAGAAGAAAAAAGUUAAGAAAAAAAAACAGGAAAAGAAAACGGAGAGAGAGAAAAGGAGAAUAAAGGAGAAAAACUGAGAAAGAAGAAAGAAAAGUAGAAAGAACUAGAAAAAAGAAAAAAAACAGGAAUAAAGGUAGACGACACAAAACGACAAUAAAGAAGGCGAGAAAGAAGAAAAAAGGAAAAGAGAAACAAAAGAAACGAAGAGAAGAGAAGAGAAACAGAAUAAAAGAAGGAAAAACAAGAAAAAGAGAAAAGAACAGGGAAAAAUUAACAAAAGGUGAUAAAUAAAGGAGGUGGAAAGUGGAAGAUAGGAUGGAAGAAUAGGUGUAAGAGAGAGAGAGAGAGAGAGAGAGAGAGAGAGAGAGAGAGAGAGAGAGAGAGAAUGUAGCCUAACCUAACCUAACCUAACCUAACCUAACCACCACCACCACCACUACUACCAUCAUUAAUUAAGAAGGUGGAAAGUGGAGGAGAGAGAGUGAGUGGAGGAACGUAGCCUAUCAACCACCACCACCACUACCACCACCACUACCACCACCACCACCACCACCACCACCACCAUGUCCACCUCCAUUGAAGACCCCCAAGAGGCCAAACCUAAAACUAACUGGUGCUGCAUUCUGUGUAUCUUCGUGGUGGCUGGCGGACUGUGUUUCUUUGGGGUGUCUUUGGCGCUACAAGGAGACAGCAGGACCGGGUUUGUGCUUCUACUCAGCAGCGGUGGCCUCCUCGCCUUGUCCAUCUGCGCGGCUAUUGGGAGAUUUCGGCCCCAGAACGAGGAGGACAAGACGACCCCCUCCCUAUAUGAUGACCUAGACGACCAGCCGCCCUCCUACAGGCAGUCCUGGCGGCGAUCCUUCAUGAGACGCAUCAAGAAUAGGAACGAGGGAGGCGAGGAGGACGAGAACACAGGAGAAAACAGUGACAGAAGAGGACGCGGGAGACGCAAAUGGUGGCAGCGACGUGGACAACGCGAGAAGGACGAGGAGGAGGGCGCUGACAGUGGAGAGGCAAGAGGAGGAAGACAAUCAAGACGCUCCUCUUACCGCACAGCAAACGAACUUUACUCCUCUUCCUCUUCCUCGUGUGACAGUCUGCUGGCGGGGCUGUGUGGGAGCAGAGCAAGGGGCGGGGCGGCAAAUGAGAGAUACACACAGUCUCUAUCUAACCUUCUCGACCCUCCCUCAUAUCAAGAUGCCAUAGCGCACUUAGAUGAUGCAGCCAUUAGGAAGUUGAGGUCAGAAAUGUGCCUUCCCUCAGCCAUGCAGUGACGUGACCUGUCCUAAUGUGACCUGACAUGACCUAGCCUUGUUUUACGUGAUUUUGAUGUGUUUGAUGUUUUGUUUGGGUUAAGUUUGUUUUGGGUUGUGUGUGUGUGUGUGUGUGUGUGUGUGUGUGUGUGUGUGUGUGUGUGUGUGUGUGUGUGUGUGUGUGUGUGUGUG